Molecule: messenger RNA, 4523 nt
Organism: Dothidotthia symphoricarpi CBS 119687
Lineage: Eukaryota; Fungi; Ascomycota; Dothideomycetes; Pleosporales; Dothidotthiaceae
Product: Ssk2-type MAP kinase
Exons: 2
Coding region: 56-4162 (1368 amino acids)
Biological process (GO): protein phosphorylation; stress-activated MAPK cascade
Cellular component (GO): cytoplasm
Molecular function (GO): ATP binding; MAP kinase kinase kinase activity
Source: RefSeq, a predicted model, not a curated record
CCCCACUGCACCGCCACGCUGAUCCCUCUCCCGCGGCGGACUGGCAUACAAGACAAUGGGCGAACCGGUGCGAAGCGUGCGCUUCAGUGGCAGACCCAUGGCGUCGCUGCCAGAACACCCGCCGACGGCCGCGGCAGGCGUCCACACGCCGCAGCGGACGGACAGCUCGGGCUCCUCUGGCAGCGAGUUUGACCAGGAUCACGACCUGCUCGGCAGCGCCGACGGGCAAUAUCAAUUUGCGCCGCCCGCCUCUGGCAGCGCCCUCGACGACGUGCCUCCCCUCAGCAGCGCGCCCUACACCUCCAGGACCACCGCGGGCCCGACUCGCUCAGUGCGCGCUCCCCACAGCAUCAUGACGGACCUGCCGCCCGCCGCCCACGCCAACGGCCUCAGCGCUGGCUCGACGGCCUCUGCCUCGGUCUCGGCCACGCGCCCCCAGGCCCUGCGCACGCCGUCCAACGCCUACGCGCCCGCCCGCCGCCCGCAGCAGUUCUCGCUCAACUCGACGGCCGCCCGCCACCGCAACUCAUCCGCCACGCGCGCCCGCCGCAACCCCAACGCCGACUACCGCGCCCAGGAAAAGGCGUACGUGCAGCGCAUCCGCCAGGAGAACGAGCAGGACGACUUCUUCGACCCGCCGCUGCGCACCCCCAGCCUCGGCUACACGACCGACUCGGAGACGGACGAGGAGUCGCCCUCGACGGCCGACUAUGGCGAGAACGACCCCUACGACCAGGAGACGCUGCUGUCGUACGGCAACGAGGACAUGCAGCCGUCGAUUGAGGAGCUGAAGAUCCCCGCCAACCGCGAGCGCCUCGAGUGGCACUCGAUGCUGGCCAACGUGCUGACGGGCGACGUGGUCAAGCAGGAGAAGAAGCGCCUGAUCGGCAGCACCGAGACGCAGGGCGACAGCACCAUGAAGGCCGAGAUCUGGAUGGGCAUCCGCGCCAAGGUGUGCGGCCGCUCGCUGCAGGCCCAGCGCCGCCUCGUCGACGACGCCCGCGGCCGCACCCGCGCCCACCUCGAGAGCAUCGUGUCCUUCGAGGUCGAGGGCGCCGCCGAGGCCGGCCAGACGGCCGCCCAGCAGGUCGAGGACAUUGUCAAGAAGAUCGAGAAGAUCGAGGGCGCCUACCCCACCCGCCAGGCCCUCGAGGCCGCCUACCCGCGCGCCGCCUCGCAGCCCUACAAGGACGCCUGCGACGCCGUCAUCGCCUGGCACAACACCAUCGCCCUCAUCAGCACCGAGAUGUCCGUCCUGCGCAAGUGGGUCGGCAACGAGGAGCUCGACUUCACCAAGCCGCGCCCGCGCUCCUCGCAGGACCACCACCUCACCGACGAGUCUUCGUUUAUCGACCGCAUUCUCAAGGAGGACGGCCUCAAGUCGCUGCAGGGCGACACCAACCUGCUCAUCCCCCUGGAAAAGGUCAUCCAGAAGGCCAAGACGACGCUGAUCGCCAACGCCGAGGGCUUCGCCGACCGCCACCUCCCGCCCUACAUCGAGGAGCUGCUCACUCUCAUCAAUUUCCCCUCGCGUCUGCUGCAGGAGAUCAUCAAAGUGCGACUCUCCUACGCCAAGAAGAUCAAGGACCCAUCCCAGCAGGGCGUCAUGAUGGCCGAGCAGAUGAUUGUGCAGUUCCAGAUCCUGCUCAGAAUGGCCGGUCAGGUCAAGGAAAGCUACCUCGUCAUCUCGCGGCCCGAGCCAGGCUGGGACCUGCCUCCGUGCAUCGAAGAGAACUUCGACCUGGUCGUGCUGGACGCGCUCAAGUUCUACUUCAAGAUGCUCAACUGGAAGCUGGCCGCAAACAAGAACACCUUCAAGGAGGCUGAAAUCCUCGAGCAAGAGUGGGACUUCUGCAACAAGCUCGGCAGGCAGCUCCAGGGCGGCGACGUCGAGACAGCGGAGCAGUUUAGUAUUCUCACGUCAAAGUCACUCACCCGCCUCAGCGCCCAUUUCGAGCGAGAGCUGCAGCGUCGGCCAGACGAGCUCACGGGCUCGGAGAUGGAGAAACGGUACAAGCAAAUACUCGACUCUGUACGUGUCCGGCAACGUAAGCUCUUCCGUUUCUCGAGGAUCUUGACGACACGGUUUGAGAACUGCACCGAAUACAACAUCAACCACAUCGACUUGGACAUGGAGCAACUGGGCGAUCUAUACGAAGCCUUGGUCGUUACUGGCCACUUCCUCGUUGAAACCACUGGUGGCAACAACACAGGAGUAUAUGUCAUUGCGUCGCCGGUUCUGAUAGAUCGGCCCAAGGACAUCCAGUCUCUUCUCACUACCUGCUAUCAUACAGAGGAGGGCCCAGAAGACCCUUCCAACCCCUAUGUCUUGAUUCUCAGGCCAGAAGAGCCUCUCUACUGGUCUGGACAGAGCCUGUCAGCCGACAUUCACGAACCACACUUGGACCUGAAACCUGGAAGACUACGUCUGGUUGCGGAUGGCUCGCAGCAGCGACUCGCUAAUGCUAACCUGUCUUUCUCGCAAGCCAUUGGCUUCGAGUUGAACACCCUGAUCGACCAGAGAGCCAACCUGCCCAGAGUCAACCAGGAGUUGCAAAAGAUCAAGAAGACGGCAUACAAACUCUCCAACACCAUCAUGGACAGCGUCGAGAUUGUCCGCAAGCAGACCACUGGUCUCGACUGCCAGGAUCUCAUCCAGACUUGUUUCGCCUUCGCCACAGAAUUCGGUCAACGUUCCGUGCUCUACAUGGACUACAACCGUCGUGCGAUGAACAACAUCAAACUGACCAGACUGGCUCUCGAUUGGGUCAGCUUCAUCUGUGAUGACUGCAUCGCGUCGGACCGCAAAACCUUUCGAUGGGCUGUCGUGGCACUCGAGUUUGCAAUGAUGAUGACUCGCGGUCAGAACAUUCUGUCUAUAAGCGAUGAGGAGUACGCUCAGCUACGGAUGAAGGUCGGUGGUUGCAUGUCGCUCCUCAUAUCACAUUUUGAUAUCAUGGGCGCAAGGUCCACGAUCGCUGCUCAGGCCGAGCGACAGCGUUUGAACGCCAUUGCUGGGAAGAACUCGCUGGACCCCACAAACUCAAAGGACGACGACGAGGCGAUUGAAUUGACGCAGAUGCAGUGGGUGCAGAGACUGGAUGAAAUCGACAUGUUCAGGAAAGACAAGGAGGCUGAGCGUCAGGCUCUGGGUAGGGUGCUCGAGGACUCUAAUGAAGCCGAUCGAGCACUCACCUACCUGUCUUCCUCGGCUACCAACGUCACCCUGCGAUGGCAGCAGGGUCAGUUCGUCGGUGGCGGUACUUUCGGAUCCGUGUACGCCGCCAUGAACCUGGAUUCCAACCACCUCAUGGCUGUCAAGGAGAUCCGUCUCCAGGACCCUCAACUGAUUCCCACCAUCGUCGCUCAGAUCAGAGACGAAAUGGGCGUUCUCCAAGUCCUCGACCACCCGAACAUCGUCUCGUACUACGGCAUCGAACCGCACAGAGACAAGGUAUACAUUUUCAUGGAAUACUGCUCCGGCGGCUCUCUAGCCGGCCUGCUAGAACACGGCCGCAUCGAAGACGAAACAGUCAUCAUGGUCUACGCAUUGCAGAUGUUGGAGGGUCUCGCCUACCUCCACGACGCAGGAGUCGUGCACCGCGACAUCAAGCCUGAAAACAUCCUCCUCGACCACAACGGCGUAAUCAAAUACGUCGACUUCGGCGCCGCAAAGCUCAUCGCGCGCCAAGGCCGCACCCUCGCCGCCGAGCACAACGCCACCCGCCAAGGCCGCCAGGGCUCCAUGACCGGCACGCCCAUGUACAUGUCCCCGGAGGUAAUCCGCGGCGGCUCCACCGGCCGCCACGGCGCAGUCGACAUCUGGUCGCUCGGGUGCGUCAUCCUAGAGAUGGCCACCGGCCGCCGCCCAUGGGCUAGCAUGGACAACGAGUGGGCUAUCAUGUACCACAUCGCGCAGGGCGACCCGCCGCAGCUCCCCACGAAAGACCAGCUCAGCGAUACGGGCAUCGACUUUUUGAAAAAGUGCUUUGAGCGUGACCCCGCGCGCAGGGCGAGCGCGGUUGAACUGCUGCAGCAUGAGUGGAUUAUGACGCUGCGCGCGCAGCUUAGUCUUGAGCCGCAGCCGCAGACGCCGAGCUCGGAGUCGAGUGGGGGUGGGAAUACGCCGUUGAGUAGUCGGACGAAUUCUACGUAUGCGUAGUGUGUUGUGGUUGUGGUGGUGAUGGUUGGUUUGGUUGGUUUGGUUGGCGUCUUACUUCUCCCUGUUCUUUAGAUUGUAUACCCCCUCUCUCCCUUAUCCUAUCAUAUCCUAUCCUAUCCAUUCAUAUGUACAUGUCGACCCACCUCACUCUUGUCUUGGAAACCAACACCAACCUACCUCUUCUCUACCCCCUUCCACCCUUUCAUCCCUUUCUAGUUUUUCCCACGGAUAUUCGUCUACGCACACGGUGCAUCAGCGAAGGAGUUAUUUGGUUGGCCGUCUUGAAAUUUCCCCCUCAUCUUUGUUUAGUCUAGUCUAGUCUUGUUUUUUUCAAGUUUUUUGUGCUUGUCACUUGUCGGGG